Molecule: messenger RNA, 4611 nt
Organism: Zootermopsis nevadensis
Lineage: Eukaryota; Metazoa; Arthropoda; Insecta; Blattodea; Termopsidae
Source: RefSeq, a predicted model, not a curated record
UCUCAUCCAGGAUAUGUCAACAAAUGUAUCACUGACAUGGAACUAACAAGUGAAAGCAGAAAGAAGGAAAUGUCCAGGCCUGUGGAGGUGUCAAGCCAUAUUCUUACCACCACUGAUAUGGAAAUAACUAGCGGAAUAAAGCGGACUGAAACAUCUCAUCCAGGAGAUGUCAACAAAUGUAUCACUGACAUGGAACUAACAAGUGAAAGCAGAAAGAAGGAAAUGUCCAGGCCUGUGGAGGUGUCAAGCCAUAUUCUUACCACCACUGAUAUGGAAAUAACUAGCGGAAUAAAGCGGACUGAAACAUCUCAUCCAGGAGAUGUCAACAAAUGUAUCACUGACAUGGAACUAACAAGUGAAAGCAGAAAGAAGGAAAUGUCCAGGCCUGUGGAGGUGUCAAGCCAUAUUCUUACCACCACUGAUAUGGAAAUAACUAGCGGAAUAAAGCGGACUGAAACAUCUCAUCCAGGAGAUGUCAACAAAUGUAUCACUGACAUGGAACUAACAAGUGAAAGCAGAAAGAAGGAAAUGUCCAGGCCUGUGGAGGUGUCAAGCCAUAUUCUUACCACCACUGAUAUGGAAAUAACUAGCGGAAUAAAGCGGACUGAAACAUCUCAUCCAGGAGAUGUCAACAAAUGUAUCACUGACAUGGAACUAACAAGUGAAAGCAGAAAGAAGGAAAUGUCCAGGCCUGUGGAGGUGUCAAGCCAUAUUCUUACCACCACUGAUAUGGAAAUAACUAGCGGAAUAAAGCGGACUGAAACAUCUCAUCCAGGAGAUGUCAACAAAUGUAUCACUGACAUGGAACUAACAAGUGAAAGCAGAAAGAAGGAAAUGUCCAGGCCUGUGGAGGUGUCAAGCCAUAUUCUUACCACCACUGAUAUGGAAAUAACUAGCGGAAUAAAGCGGACUGAAACAUCUCAUCCAGGAGAUGUCAACAAAUGUAUCACUGACAUGGAACUAACAAGUGAAAGCAGAAAGAAGGAAAUGUCCAGGCCUGUGGAGGUGUCAAGCCAUAUUCUUACCACCACUGAUAUGGAAAUAACUAGCGGAAUAAAGCGGACUGAAACAUCUCAUCCAGGAGAUGUCAACAAAUGUAUCACUGACAUGGAACUAACAAGUGAAAGCAGAAAGAAGGAAAUGUCCAGGCCUGUGGAGGUGUCAAGCCAUAUUCUUACCACCACUGAUAUGGAAAUAACUAGCGGAAUAAAGCGGACUGAAACAUCUCAUCCAGGAGAUGUCAACAAAUGUAUCACUGACAUGGAACUAACAAGUGAAAGCAGAAAGAAGGAAAUGUCCAGGCCUGUGGAGGUGUCAAGCCAUAUUCUUACCACCACUGAUAUGGAAAUAACUAGCGGAAUAAAGCGGACUGAAACAUCUCAUCCAGGAGAUGUCAACAAAUGUAUCACUGACAUGGAACUAACAAGUGAAAGCAGAAAGAAGGAAAUGUCCAGGCCUGUGGAGGUGUCAAGCCAUAUUCUUACCACCACUGAUAUGGAAAUAACUAGCGGAAUAAAGCGGACUGAAACAUCUCAUCCAGGAGAUGUCAACAAAUGUAUCACUGACAUGGAACUAACAAGUGAAAGCAGAAAGAAGGAAAUGUCCAGGCCUGUGGAGGUGUCAAGCCAUAUUCUUACCACCACUGAUAUGGAAAUAACUAGCGGAAUAAAGCGGACUGAAACAUCUCAUCCAGGAGAUGUCAACAAACGUAUCAAUACCAUGGAACUAACAAGUGAAAAUAGGCAGAAUCAAAUGCCUGCUGAGUUUACUACUAGAAAUAUGGGCAACUUAGAAUUUAUAAAUGAAGUAAGAGACAGGACAUUCAUUAAUCCAUCAACAGUAACUAAUUUGUCUACCAGAGAUAUUACAGACAUGAAAUUACUUAAAGUAAAUGAAAAGGGAAUAUAUGCUCAGUCUGAUGAGUUCAAUGAAUUUGCCAGCUCCAAUGACAUGGUGAACAGACACAUUGUACAUCAUAAGCAAAGUGACAUCCAUAUGGAGACAUGUAGUGGGACAAAUAAUGCUAGUGGCACAGAAAUGAGGAACAAAACACACAGAGUAGCAUUUAGUCCAACCUCAUUGUCAAAAGAGGGACAAACAGAAGAUGUAACAGAUGUGUCGUACCAUUCACUGAAGUCUCGUAACAUGAAAACAACUAGUAAUGUUAAAGAGCUGCACAGUAUUGAUUCAGAGAUAACACAGCAUUCUGAACCUAUUGCACUUAUUAAUUUGAGUGCUAAUAUUAGUACUGACAAGAUGAGUCCAUCUGAACCAUCUACAGUACAUGCACUUGGAAGUAAUGAGAAACUGGAUGUGAGGGACAAUCCAGUUACACUAGUUAAGGAAAUUGACGAUAUGCGUCACAACCAAUUUUCUGAAACAAAACAUUCCAGUAUGGAUGGAAGAUAUUGCGAACAGAUAAGAUCUGUCCUUGAUAUUAAAAAAGUAAAUGAAUCAGUAAAUUGCAAUAGUAUGGAAUUUAAUGUUGAAAAUAAUAUUUCCAGCAACACCUCAGUUCCAGAUGUUGGUUUAAAUUUGAGCAUUCCUUCAAAUAUGAAGAAACUAGAAAAACGAUCCCCUGAAUGUAAUAUGAAAUUGUCACAUGUAUCAAAAGUGAAUCAGGAAUUGGUGAAUGGAUCUGUUCAAAACGUUGCUGAUAAGCUGUCUCUCUCACAAUGCGGAUACGGCCUGGAAGAUUCAAAGUCGUCGUCAGACGAGUUAACUGAAGUUUGUGAAACGUGCAGAGGAGACAGUCGAGUCACGGAAGAAAACUUUAGCACGCAUCGACUGUUGACUGGGACAAAUACUUACACAUCCAGAACUACUGAGGUUAAGAAAUUUGAUAACAUAAGUAAUUCUGUAUACCAUGAUAACAAACAGUUUCAAAAUGCAAAAGAGUAUUCAGUGGAUAACAUACAAAUGUUCAGGAGCCAUGAAGAAGAUUCAUUUAUAUUGGAAGAAUUGGGCUGUAAACAUGAACAUACCAUUAAGCAGCCUGAUUUGAAUGAAUACGCUGAAUCUAGUGACCUAUGUGUGAAAGCGGACAUUGAAACACAAAAGAAUUCCAUGGAAUCUACUGAGAUGGAACAAAACCUACAUUGCUCACUACUUCAAAUUACACUAACAUCCAUACCAGAUGAAAUGGAACUGAGCGUCGUCAAAAAUCUGUCAUUUGAAACUAAUGAAUCUUGCGAGGAACUUGUUGACAGAGUGAGAGAGGCAGAUGAAAUCAUAAGAGAAAGUAUGUGUAUGACAUCAUAUGAAUGUGCUGUGCCUGGUAACAGUCAGUCUGCACAGUCAGAUUCUGAAGAGACGGCAUUACUGCCACAAGAACUGAACAUCAGUAAAAAUCCUGCAAAUGGACCAGUUACAACGAAGCAAAAAAGUGCUAAAGAGCACUCAGAAGCAGAAACAAUUGCAAACAGACAACGCUGUAAUCUAAAUGGGAUGUGUGCUAAGUCUCGUAUCAAUCAAACAGAUGAAAAGAUUAAACGAAAGGAAUUAUUGAAAGACACAAACGAAGUUGUACCCAUGUCUUCAGUGGAAGAACAGAUUAAGGCAAAAGAACAGAGGUCUGACUGUCUAUGGAAUAUUAAGGAAAUGAGUGAUACGCUUUGGUCCUUUCAAUUCUUGUACAAAUCACUGGUGCUUAUUCUGAAACUUGAUCCAUGUGAGAUGCAAGAUAGCGGCAAACUUGUAACUGAUAUUCAGCUGAUUUCACAUGCCACUGAAAAGGCAGAUCCUCUUGUUAAAUUCGUACAUAAUGUUCUUCUGCAAAAAUUUCAAAUUCAAGCACUGGAUUCUACGUGCAAGACAACUCUGGAUGUGGCUGAAGUCUUGGAAAGAAUUUCAGCCGAAGUUAAGAAAACAAAAAUAUUUGUGAAAGAUUUUAUUGAACUGGAAACCUUGGACUUGAUACAAAUAAAUAACAACUGUGUAUCAUUUGAUAUAGCAAAUUUGGACAUCCACACGUGGUUUCGUAUAAAUGUGAAAAUAGACACCUGGGAAAAUAUUUCACCUGCUGAUGUGUCUGUUGAAAAUGUGGUUGGUAAUGUAAGAGAAUAUGAAAUCAAAAAUCUAGUGACAGCAGCAACCAGAGGUCCAAACUGUCUUAGAGAUUAUGUCAGGAUUAUUAAAGAGUAUGUGAAGGUACUUGCUAAAAACAAAUGCACCUAAAAUUUUCUAUACUCGCAUUAAAAAUAGGAAGGUACGAUAUCUCUCGGAAGUGGAUUGUAUAUAAACCAGGACUACACAACAGAAAAGAACACUGUGCGUAAUAGCUAUAACGCAUAUACAGAGCGUGAAUGAGACAAGUACAAAGUUUACUUUAACUUAAUAUGGAAACUUCAACAUAUAACCUUAAACUUUUUCUUACAGGCCACAUGGGAUAAUAUGAAUCUCAAUGUGGAACAGUUUAAAGUUUGGUACCCAAUGUCAUAAUUUAUGGUCAUAACAUAUGUAAUUAGCUUCAAAAUUAUGGGCUAAACUCAUUUUUAAAUAAAACUGCUUCAGACUCAUUGACAAAAAUCUUAAUGGACCAUAAAUGGUCGAAAAGUUUGUAUGUUUCUUAUACUUAAUGGUACUGAAUAAAAGAAAUUAGUUUCUCUUUAA